AUGUGUCCAGGGUCUGCCCUGAGGGUCUUAACAUUGGCUGUGCUUGUCAGCGCAUGUUUUUCUGUGUCUAAUCGAUGUCUGCCUGGAGACUCGAGUUGCUUUCCCACCAAUAUUGAGUUGAUAAAAUUCUUGGAAAAUCUAGAAGGGAAUCUGUAUUUUCCACAUCAACCAGAAUACGACAAACUUGUAGUGCAAAGAGAGACUAUAUACACGAAAUUCCCGUUCGCCAUAGCCGAAGUGAAAAAUGCCGCUGAUGUUCAAAAGUGCGUUCUCUUCGCUCGCAAAUACAACUUACUGGUUUCCGUCAAAACUUCCGGACACGAUUUUCUUGGCCGAUCCACUGCACAUGGAAGUUUAAUGAUUUAUCUUGGGAGUAUGAAUGCAACCAAAGUCAGUAUGUCUUCUACGAGAAAUCCCGCCGGUGAGAUCAAGUGUGAAAGCGGAAACACGUGGUUGAAAGUUUACGAAGAGGUUAAUAAGUACAAUAGGGUGAUUAUUGGCGGAAGCGCUCAUACAGUCAGUAUGGCUGGUUACACUCUGGGUGGCGGCCAUAGUCCAAUGUCCCGGAUGUUCGGUAUGGCGGUAGACAACUUGCUAGAAUUAGAACUUGUCACAGCAAACGGCGAAAUCAUAUUGGCCAAUGACCAUAUGACCCAGACCACACACCUGAAUGGUAGCGUCUCUACGUCCGACAAUACGGAAAUUUUCUGGGCGUCAAAAGGGGGUGGAGGAGGAACAUUUGGUAUUGCGACCAAAUUCACCUACAAAUUGCACUAUACCGCCCCUCAGGUGGUGCAAUUUGUGUGUGGAUAUCCCUUAAUUCGCGCAAAUGGACAGCACAUCGGAUUUACCGUUUUACAAAAAGUAUUUUCCGUGAUCAAAAAUAUGCCAAAAGAAUGGGGAGGGUACGUGCUAGCCAGUGGAGUCCCAGCGGACAGUGGAAAAUGGGGAAACGUUAUAGUAUCUUUCAACCACUAUGGAUCUUAUGCUUCGACCACACGGGCAUAUAUGGACCAGUUGGCUAAUUUUCACAAAGAAUGGCAAAAUUUUUGCUUUUAUGUUAACCGUACAACUUUCCUUGAUUAUGAAGUCACAGCCAAAGACCCUUUGUAUUACGCAGGUUACAUAAUGAACACUCUUUUACAAAGUGAAAGUUUUGACGACAGUUUGGUAAGGUUUCUUGUAAAUGAACUUGAAACCGAGCAUACAAAUGUAAGUGCAUUCUCCUUCACCGGAACUCUCCUCGGAGGUGAAAUGAUGAAAGUUGGGGCACACGACACCUCAGUUCAUCCUGGAUUUAGAACAGCAUUGAUGUCGCUGUCUGCCUCGAUCGGUUGGGAUACAGGGAUGUUAGAUUAUGACGGUCUUCCACAAAGAGGUGCCGUAGUCGGCGAACAGUUGAGCGCAUUUGGUGACGGUCAAUAUCCAAAUGAAGCAGGGAUGGACGUCGUUCAUUGGCAACAAGAAUUCUGGGGCAGUAAUUACAAGCGUCUUUUGGACAUUAAACAUAAGUGGGAUCCAGACAACUUUUUCACAUGCAGAGAGUGUGUAGGAUCUGAAACCACCCACGGCCAUUCCGGUCAUCAUAGUCAUAUUGCUCUUGACCCUGUCCUUGGAUAA
Molecule: messenger RNA, 1620 nt
Organism: Saccostrea echinata
Lineage: Eukaryota; Metazoa; Mollusca; Bivalvia; Ostreida; Ostreidae
Exons: 4
Coding region: 1-1620 (539 amino acids)
Molecular function (GO): FAD binding; oxidoreductase activity
Source: RefSeq, a predicted model, not a curated record